This is a messenger RNA of Corapipo altera (White-ruffed manakin), 544 nucleotides long. RefSeq names its product tapasin-like. The record is from RefSeq and is a predicted model, not a curated record. The annotation marks the transcript as partial. The transcript is spliced from 3 exons. NCBI's taxonomy places the organism in Eukaryota, Metazoa, Chordata, Aves, Passeriformes, Pipridae.
UGGGUCCUGCUGCUCCUGGGGGGCUCCCGGUCCUCCCGGCCACCGGGGGGCGCUGAGGAGCAAGAGCCAGCAGGGGGCGCCCUGGAGGUGUCUCUACAGCUGCCGCCGCUCCGCCCCUCCGACGACGGCUCCUUCGUCUGCUCCGUCACCGCCCCCCGCGGCCACGCCCAGCAGGUCCUGCGCCUGCGCGUCAUUGCCCCUCCCCGGGUGUCCGUGGUCCCGUCCCCCCUGGUGCUGCUCCCGGGGGUCCCGGCGGAGCUUCGCUGCGACGCCGUCGGCUUCUUCCCGCUGGACGUGGGGAUCCGCUGGGAACGACACCACGGGGUCGGGGGGUCCCGGCGGGCGCUGCCGGUGCCCGCGGGGGACACGUGGAGCUCCGGGCACCGUCGGGCGGCCGACGGGUCCUUCGGGCGCAGCGCCGGGCUCAGGGUGACACGGGCGGAGCACGGGGACAGCUACGACUGCGUGGUCACACACCCGGCCUGGGGGGAGCCCAGCAGGGUCAGCGUCGGAGUGGAGGUGGCGGGUGAGGAGGGGGGAGGGG